AUUAACGGAGCACUAGAAGUGUUGGUUGCCGUUGGUUGCCAUUGGCUACCGCUACGGCAACGUUUCACUGUGAAAACGUGAUACGUUGCCGUAUCCUUUAUAUCCGAAAGUUUGCGAUAGCUGUCGACCCACCAACAGGGAAUCGGAUCAUCCACAUUGAUUUUACACUCUCCGAAAACCUCUCUUCUCCUUCACGAAGAGCCCCAAAUCGCAAAAACCUCCCUUGAACCCCUCCCUCCACCACUCUCUAUCUCACUAUGUUCAGAAUCCACCGGUUUGCACUGACCAAAACUCGACACCUACGCUUCUUCUCUCACUCGGCCACCGCCGCUCUCGUCGAAGAACCGGCAAUUGAGGCCGCCCCACUGACCUACCUAGAAGGAUUUCCCCAGCCUGGUUCGAUAGAGACGAUCCUCGCGGUCCCUCGCUCCACCUCCGGAAAGAACAUAGCCGCGAAAGAGCGAAAAGCAGGGCGAGUUCCUAGCAUUGUGUUCGAGCAGGAAGAUGGGCAGCACGGCGGUAAUAAAAGGCUGAUCUCUGUGCAGUCGAAUCACGUUAGAAACCUAGUUGAGAAGCUUGGAAGAUCAUUCUUCUUGUCCAGGCUUUUUAAUCUCGAGGUCAGACCAGAGUUUGGGUCGGACGAGAUCAUUGAGAAAGUUCGGGUUUUGCCUAGAGUGCUUCAUUUGCACUCGAUAUCUGAUACGCCUAUUAAUGUCACCUUCAUAAGGGCACCUUCCACAGCGUUGUUGAAGGUUAAUGUCCCUCUCGUCUUCAUAGGAGAAGACGUAUCUCCUGGGCUCAGGAAAGGUUCGUACUUGAAUAUCAUUAAGAGGACCGUCAAGUUCCUAUGCCCUCCAGAUAUUAUUCCUCCAUAUAUUGAAGUGGAUCUAAGUGAAUUGGACGUUGGCCAAAAAUUGGUAACUGGAGACCUCAAGGUUCAUCCGGCUCUAAAGCUCUUCCAGCGAAAAGACCAGGCCGUUGUUAAGAUCAUGGGAGCCAGGGUUUCCGACCAAAAGAAAUCUAAAUAGGCAACCUAAGGAUUUACCCUUACUCCUGGUAGCAUUUAGAGGCGAAUGUAGUUCUUUGAUUUCACAACAUAGUUAUGGUACUGUAAAGUAGAGGGCAGGUCCGUCCAAUCUUAAGAGUGGUUGUGUGAUCUUUUCUUUUCUUUUCUCUUUGGAUUACUGUUUUCCUUUUGGGUGAGGUAAUAGGGGUUUUGGGUGGGGGCCAGAACCUGCCAUUUUGGGACGUACUAGUUAAUGAUUCAAGAAAUAAUUCCUUAUUUAUGAUCA
Molecule: messenger RNA, 1292 nt
Organism: Manihot esculenta (cassava)
Lineage: Eukaryota; Viridiplantae; Streptophyta; Magnoliopsida; Malpighiales; Euphorbiaceae
Product: 50S ribosomal protein L25
Exons: 3
Coding region: 258-1028 (256 amino acids)
Biological process (GO): translation
Cellular component (GO): ribosome; cytosolic large ribosomal subunit
Molecular function (GO): 5S rRNA binding; structural constituent of ribosome
Source: RefSeq, a predicted model, not a curated record